Molecule: messenger RNA, 927 nt
Organism: Prionailurus viverrinus (fishing cat)
Lineage: Eukaryota; Metazoa; Chordata; Mammalia; Carnivora; Felidae
Product: V-set and transmembrane domain-containing protein 1-like
Exons: 9
Coding region: 141-758 (205 amino acids)
Cellular component (GO): plasma membrane
Source: RefSeq, a predicted model, not a curated record
AACCAAAGUGUCAGGGUGAAACCUCUACCCACACAGCCUGGGCACAAAGUGGCAGGAGGGAGCCAUGAUGGCCCAGUCCCCCUUCUUCCUUUGAACUAUAAAACUGAAGACAGGAUCUCGGUCUGGGUGGAAGGGACACUAUGAUCACAGAAUUCCUGUCCUUGCUUUGCCUCGGGCUUUCCCUGGGCUUUGAAGUUGAGAAAAAGAAUGAGACACUUACCAAACCCUACCUCAGUGCCUUGCCCAGCCCACUGGUUGAACAGGGACAUAACGUGACCUUGAGGUGCCUGGGUCACUGCCACAAUGUGACAUUCAUGCUGGGGAAGCUGCAGGACUCUGGGUACAGACAGGAGCAGAGAUCUGCAGGAUAUGAGGCUGAAUUCCUCCUCACUCACCUGGAGCCAAAGGAUGCUGGGACGUACUUUUGUGCCUACAAGACAAUGGACUCCCAGGAGUGGUCAGAGGAGAGUGAACACCUGCAGCUGGAGGUCACAGAUGACCGCAAUAAACGCAGAGCCCCUCCAGGGGGAAAAGUCACCAGAUCCAUCAUUGCUGCCACCUGCAGCUGUCUCUCCAUUUUGCUCCUCUUCCUCUCCGUCUUCCUCAUCAACAGAUGCACCCAGCAUGAUUUGUCACAUGAAGAAUCCACCAAGAGAACCAGCCAUUCCAAACUGUCCCAGCAGGAGGCUAUGGAUUCAUCCGACCUGGAAAGGACAUCUGUCUCGGCUGAAAGACCCCCAGGGAGUGAGCUAUGCUGAUCGAAACCCCAAGGCACCACCUGCGGCGGCUUCUGUCCCCCGCCGAGGAGCCCCCAGGAUCCUGUGAACGGACAGUGCUGUAGGAUCCCUGGAAGGAGGAGAACGUGAUUUGAGGUGGUGGAGGUGACCGAACACAGGGAAACCAGGUCACUGUGUGUCCUUGGCUCAU